CUCAAAGGACAAUUGCACUUUUCAUUUAGGCAGAAGUGUGAAGAUGUCUGAUAAGACGGACCAGGAUGAAGAGGGGAUAUCUGGGUCUGGAGUCACAGUCGUAGAGACUAACCGUUUUGGGUUCAUUCUAGGAAAUGGCGAAACUGACAGUGAUGGUCCCUGUCCUGAGUUAGUGAGACAUCGAGAGACGAAGUGGCUCGGCCUUAUAAAACAAUGGGAGCAAGUGAUGGAGAAAAAAAGCAACAAGGUCAAAAGUCAAUGUCAGAAGGGUAUCCCAGCAUCGGUCAGGGCUAAGUGCUGGCCACUGCUCUGUGGUGCUAUGGAGAGAAGGGAGAAAAAUGCAAAACUAUACGAACGUCUAGUUGAAGCUCUGGAUCAGCAAGGAUGGACUGACAUCAUCAAAAGGGACACAGACAGACAAUUUCCCUUCCAUGAGAUGUUCCAGUCCAAAGAUGGCCAUGGUCAGAAGGAUUUGCUGCAUGUUCUGAAAGCAUACACGCAGUACCGACCAGAAGAGGGCUACUGUCAGGCACAGGGCCCAGUGGCAGCUGUCCUCUUGAUGAACAUGCCCGCUGAGGAGGCAUUCUGGUGUUUGGUGCAGAUUAGUGAGCUCUACCUUCCUGGCUACUACAGCCCUCUGUUGGAAGGAGUUCUUUUUGAUGCGGCUGUUCUCUCGAGCGUAUUAAAAAAACAGUGUCCAGCUGUACACAAACACCUGCAGAAUCAGGGGGUGGAGCCACUCAUGUUUGCCACUGAUUGGUUGAUGUGUCUGUACAGCCGCCACUUACCUUUCAACACUUUGCUCAGAGUCUGGGAUCUCUUCUUCUGCUAUGGUGUGCGCGUUUUGUUCCAAGUUGCUGUGGCACUGGUGCGGCGUUGUCUCGGAGAGGCUCGAAUACGAAAAGAGUGCGAUGGACAGAUGGAAACUCUGGAGCGACUGCGAGGUGUUAAGGAGCGUGUCCAAAAUGUUCAGGCUGACACCUUUAUUCACGAGGUGUGUUCUGUGCCCCUGUCCUUGGUGGACCUGCAAAAACAAACCGAGAAAGAGAUGGAGAAGUGGAAACUAGAAAGACCACACUCGACUUUUGAUCCACGUGGGCGCUGUCAUGGAUAUAGGAUGGCAUGGGAGAGAGGGCAGGAGAAACUAAGAAAAAAUGAAAAGAAGGAACAACAGAAAGGGAACCUGACUCUUCCUCUGAUGAGAUCACAUUCCUCUCUCUCUCCCUCUAUUUUGCGAAAGAAAUUGAGAAAGAGGAGUAGUCGGACUGAGACAGAGGAGUGGGAUGGAGGAGGAAGAAAUGUCUCACAAGGUUUGAUGGAGGAGAGUGAUGAUGAAGAAAUUAGGAGAAAGAGUGUGUGUGGUGUCAUUGGAGAGCAGAGGGAAAAGCAAGGCAGGCUAGCACAUGAACUGUAUACACACAAACAGAAAGAUCACAACACACACACAACUAUACCACCACAAAAGCCAAAGGUGCUGGUGGUGUCUUACAGUACUGAAUCUAAUGUUUUUGAGGAAGGGCAUGAAGACAGAAUCUGUGCAUCAAAUAUACAGAUUGUGACAAAGAGAGAUUCUGUUAAACAUGAGGAUACCUUACACACAGAUACAGGUAAUUGCAAGGAAGAAACAGAAGUAUCUUUAAACCAACACAACGACACUUCAGCAACAGGAGAAGGUAAAUAUGAUGAUAAAGAAAGGAUUGCUGCGAGUGUGUUGGAAGAGGACAUACAGACACAUGAACAUCAUGAACCAAAUGUUGAAAAAGAGACAUGUCAAGAUCAGAAUACAGAGAAUAAGACAAAUCAAAAUGAACAGAGAACAAAAGAGCAGACAAAUCAAGAUGAGCAGAAUACAGAGAAACAUACAUGUCAAGAUGAACAUAACGUGGAAAUCAGGAUAACUUCAGAGUCAUCUGAGGAAAGCAAACAAACAAACUAUUAUGCACAGGUAGUGGACGUACAGACUACCACUGAUAAACAGGAAGAGGAAAUACAGUCAUGGGGCUUCAAACGGGAUGGAGCAGAAGCAGAUACUUUGCAAAAAGUCAUAAUACCUGAAGACAACCAGCAAGAUGAGGAAAAUAGAAAAAAUCUGGAAAAUAUCACAGAGGCAGAAGGACAGACAACAGUUUUUCAAGAAGACCGGAGAUCUCACACAUCCAGAGAUCAAUAUGAAGAACAACCCAUUGGUGAAAACUAUACUGAUGUAGGUAUGGAGGAAGCUGGGUUUCAGCAUAUAGUGGUUGGUGAUGGAGAGAUCCCAGAGGAGAGAAAGAAAGGAAAGGAAGAAGAAAGACAGGAGGCAAAGCUAGAGGAAAGAGACAAUGAUUAUCAUAUCGGUGACAAAGAGACACUGCAAACAUCUGAAGAACACGAAAUUGAGCAUCCAAACAGAUCAGUCUCUCCUCUCACCUUAGCGGAUCCUGUACAGCAAUCCCAAUCCAGCGACUCAGAGCAUAAUGACAUGGAUGCUACUGAAAGAUCUAGUGACUCACAACACAGUCAAAUAGAUUCCAAAGAAGUGGAAGUUAUAUUAAGAUCUGGCAACCCAGAACAGAGUGUAGAGGGUGCUUCUGGUAGGACUGACUCCCAUGAAACUUGGGAGGAUCUUGCAGUGGCAUCUAAAAACUCUGAGGACAUAAUCAUGAAUGCUGCUUCUGUUGCUAUGUGUUGUAACAUAGAAACCAGCGAGAUUAACACAGAACUCUGUGAAAGAAAUAAAACAACUGAAUCUGAAAAUAUAAAGUGUUGUGAAAUGGAUACUUCUAAAGAUUCACACAACCUUGAAAACAAAAGAGAGGAUGGUACUUGUAAAUCUGGCAACUCAGAGUGCAUUAAUUUUACAACUGGAUCUGGCAACCCAGAGAGUGAUGCAAUGGAGUCUGCUAAUGGAUCUGGCAAACCAGAUUGUAAAAAAGUUGAUGUUUCAACUGAAUUUCACAACCCAAAAAGACACCAAGUGCAUGUUGGAACAGGAUCUGACAACCCAGAGAGUGAUGCAAUGGACUCUGCUGAUGGAUGUGGCAACUCAGAGUGUACAAAAGUGCAUGCAACUUCUGAAUCUAGUAACAACGAAGUGCAAAUUGGAUCUUUAUCUGGAAACCCAGAAAGCAGUGAAGUGCAUGUUGGAGUUGAUUGCACUCAGGUUGCAAUUGGAUCUAGUAACCAUGAGAGCAAUUUAGAACAUUCUGUUGUUGGAUCAGGUAACCCAGAGUGUAAAGACGAGCAUGCUACUUCUGAAUCUAGCAACCCAGAAAGCAGCAAAGUGUUUGUUGGAUCUGGCAACCCAGAGUGCACUCAGGUUACAAUUCGAUCUGGAAACCAUGAGAGCACUGUAGUGGAUUCUGCUGUUGCAUCUGGCAACCCAGAGUGCAACAUAGUGGACUCUGCUGAUGGAUCUGGCAACUCUCUGCAUAACAGUGUAUGUGCAAUACCUGACAACAACCAGGAUUUAGAGACCCAAUCGAAAACAACAUCCAAACCUUCAAUACCAAAUAUCCCACCAACUCAGCACCGUGUCGGCAGGACUUCCAGCUCACGGUCAUCCUAUCCCACAAUCCUCUCAGAGGACACUUUCAGAGUGCCAAAGCAGACUCACACACCCAAAGAAGACAUCACACAAGAGACACACACUCAGCUCAUCACGGGUUCAUCAACAAAGCCAGGUGCUCCCAAAUGUCUGGGUCUCUUCAGCCGUCUACGGGGGGAGACCAAUAAAACCCCUGUACCUAAAAUCUUCAUUCAAGACAUUAGCGAGAAAGAAGAAAAGUUGACUGCAAAAGAGAGGAGGCGGAGAAAGAGAGAGAGCGAGAGAAAAGAAAGGGAGGAGAGAAAGAAACGAGAAAAGCAGACAGAAAAAGAGAGGAAAAACCCACAGAUGAGCGGGAAGAGCUUCCAGGUGCUCAACAUGGAGUGUUGGGAUAAUGACGUGUCCCCUAACAACACUGACUCUAAGACGCUUUGCCACAGGAGAAAUUCUGCCCCUUUUUCUGACAGUUAUUUUUAAAUCAGAGAC
Messenger RNA from Xyrauchen texanus (razorback sucker), 4012 nucleotides. It is a transcript of the gene tbc1d10c, whose product is annotated as TBC1 domain family, member 10C. The record is from RefSeq and is a predicted model, not a curated record. The transcript has 10 exons. The coding region runs from base 44 to 4003 and encodes 1319 amino acids. Lineage: Eukaryota; Metazoa; Chordata; Actinopteri; Cypriniformes; Catostomidae.